AAAGGAAGGGCGGAAGUCGUGGCUCUUAGUAAGGGCAACAAUCAAAACAGGAGGACGCCGUGAGGGGAAGAUGGCGGCGGCGACCCAUAUUUUGAGGUUUGGCGGCCCUUUUCUGGUCUUCGUGGUGGUGUCGGCGUUGAGCCGAGGCGACACGCUGGGUACCUUGAACUUACAUGAGCUCAGCGAGAUGAAAUAUGGGAUUGAGAUCGGUGCUGAGCCCGUGAUGGCCGGACAGAGCAAGUCGGCUGAUGUGGUGACCAUCUCAUCCAAAUACAAGCAGAAAUACGAGUGCCGGCUACCAGUGGCUGCUGUGAAGAUACACCAGGACAAAGAGGAAGAUCCACAAAGCUAUACUGGGUUGGGUAUUUUGGAACUCCUGAAGCCGAUGGAAGCGGCCCCUUGCCUUAUCAAGACUAAGGACUGGUGGACAUACGAGUUCUGUUAUGGGAAGCACAUCCAGCAAUAUCACAUGGAAGAGUCUGAAAUCAAAGGUGAUAUCCUGUACCUUGGACAUUACCAGUCAGCAUUUGACUGGGAUAAUGAAACAGCAAAGGCUUCCAAGCAGCACAAGCUGAAGCGUUACCACAGCCAGACUUACAUCAAUGGAUCCAAGUGUAACCUGAAUGGGAAGCCCAGAGAGGCUGAAGUCAGGUUUCUGUGUGAGGAAGGUUCAGGUGACUACAUUGCCCGAGUUGAUGAGCCUCAGUCCUGUUCCUACGUGCUGACAGUUCACACCACGCGCAUUUGCCAUCACCCUUUCUUGCGGCCACCAUCCACUGCCACCCCUCAGACCAUCCGCUGCCAUCCGGCCUUGAGCCCUGCCGAAUACGUGGAGUACGUCAAGGCCCAAGUGUCUGACACCAAGCGCAAAGUGGAAGAGAUCUCUGAAGAGUUGAAGAUGCUAGACACACGGCUCUGGAAUGAGCAAGACUCUAACACUGUCGCUCAAGAUUUGGAUGGAAGCGUGACUCCAGUUCCUUCUCCUCCUCCUCCUCCUGAGACGGAACCAGAGGAUGACUCUGAUUUCUGGGAGAGAGUUCUACGUGGAGAUGGGAAAGCGGCCCAGGUGCCAGACCAAACAAAGGAAGAAGAGCCAAUCAUGAAGACAGCAGACAGUCACCUAGCAGAUUUCAAGAAAAAGAUACACUUCAAGGUGAUCCGGAACCCCGGGGACCUGGUUCAAUUCAUUCAUGAUUUGAAGGAGAGCUCCAGGAAGAGUAAAGAGAAGGCGGGUGAGUCAGAGGAAGUGAUGGCAGAAGCCCCUUCCAAAAGUGAGACAGCGGUAGGGACAGAACACCGCGAGGAAGGGGCCGAAGAGGGCGACGAGGAUGAGGAAGAUCUUCUGGGGAAAUUUGAGAAUGAGCUGGAAGACAUCCUGCUGCCCAAGUCUGAAAUGGCCAAGCUGAAGGAAGAGGUGAAGUCUGAGAUGGAGAAGGAGUUUGAUCACAUCAUUGAUGAGGUGGAGGACGAGCUGGAAACGGAAGGCUUGAAAGGUGAGUUUGAUCGGAAACAAGCCUCCAAGUCUUUGGCGUCAACCCUCAACAAACUCAUUGACAAGCUGGAUUCAGGACAAGCCCCAAAUAAAGGGGACAAAGAGCAGGAACCCGAGCAGCUGGAGGAGGAAGACAAGGAGGCGCCUGUGGAUGGAGGAAACACUGCUCAAGGAAACGCAGCCAAGCCAUCUCCUGAUGGUGAGCUGGACAGGAGUGUGAAAGUCAGGGUCACUAAAGUAAAGCCAGGUAGCACUCGGCAGAAGGAGCUGCGCGUCCAAGAGAUGAGCAGGAACAAUCCCCAGCUGCACCACAUAGAGAGCGUGGUUAAGGACCUGUUGGAGAAGGAAGGCCUGAAGGCAGAAGGUAAAAUUGAAAUCAAGAUUGUAACAACGGGUGGCCUUGGGGAUGAUGAUGACACCCACUGGCUCUCAGAAGAAGACACCAAGAACCUCAAGGACAUUUUCUUCAAUAUUUUGAUCCAGGGCACAGAGGAAGCUCACAAGGAGCAGCGGCGUCAACGCCAGCUGGAAGACAACUACCGCUUUGUCUGGGGGCGUGACCAGGAAGAGCUACCAGCAGCUGGUGGCACAGAUUCCGAUGAGUUGGAUUUCUGAACCUUGAUAAACGUUUGAACUCUGGCAACCAUGUCUGUUCCCCUGCGGUCCCUGGCUGGCAUCUUUGACCUGCCUGUCACGAGGAAGACAGUUGUUUGGUUUUUCUUUUCUUUUCCUCCUAUAAUGACCAGAAUCCCACAGCAGGUGGCCAGCGUGAAGGGCAUUUCUUGCUCUGAGGUGCAAACAGUCUUCGUUAGGCCCAUUGUUGGCACAUGAACUUUCUCUUAAGGCACCAUGAUCAGCUUUCCUCCCCAUCUGCAAGCUGUCUCAGAUAAAACUGGGAACCUUUUCUCAGGGCCCAAACAACAACAACGUUUUUCUGAUGCCAAGUGGUAGGCCUUUGGCCCCUGCUCUCCUGCCGGCAGGGCCUUGACUGAAGGAGCACAGAUGUCCGUCUGCCCAUCUCUCUCUAUGGUAGUAAUGUGUGUGCCCAAUUCUCUUGACCUGAAGCGGUAUAGUGGAGUGCAACGAAAAAGGGGGAGCCCUAUUUAAAAAAAAACAACUCAUUUUGGUUCAGUGCAAUCUGGAAAUCAGGGUAAAGACUGGCAUGGGUGCCCCUUUGUUUCCCAGAGCUGCUUGUGUGUGGAAGAAACUUCAUUCCCAGGCUUGUGUAGAGGGCUGUGUCUCACCUGCGUGCCUUGAAAUGUCAAACUGGAGGAGAGAACAAUCUUUCCCUAUCUUGUUUGGGCCUCUUCACGGCAUCCCCAUUUUUGUCUGAAUGUUUGCGAAUCAAAGGUGUAUUGGCGUCAUAUCGUAUAGGCCGCUCCUUGUGACUGCCUUCACUUGGGCAGCACCAGGCCAGUGUCAGGGGUUACAGCCUUGAGCUCAUGAACUCAGCAAAAAAGGAUGUGGAAUGAUGUGGAGAAGAGAAUAUUGGAUGCUGUUCUAUCCUCAUCAUUUCACACAUACUAGGACUUUAAACAUAGGAGUGUAUGGACUGCGUAACCAUACGGCCUCGGUGGCAAAGCCCUGUGUAAAGAUCUGGCUAUUCAUUCUGUUACGUUUCAAGUCCCAGGUCUGGCUGAAGUAUCUUUUGAAGUAACACCAGUGAUCUCCUUCAAGUGCUGAACAAUCAGAGCUGCCUAAUGGGUGACUGGAGGUAAAGAAUCGCUGCCCAGGGAAGGGGUGAGGCUCACAGAAUCCUGCCGCCUCCUUUGGCACCUACAGAACUAUUCACAAUUCAUUUUUCUAUCAAUAAAUCCAGGUCCACUCAGG
Messenger RNA from Pogona vitticeps (central bearded dragon), 3322 nucleotides. The record is from RefSeq and is a predicted model, not a curated record. NCBI's taxonomy places the organism in Eukaryota, Metazoa, Chordata, Lepidosauria, Squamata, Agamidae.